AUGGAUGACUUAACUGCCUCGCAACAAGAAACCCUUAGUGAAUUUGCGGUUGUCACGGGCAUAUCGUUAGAUGACGCUGACACUAAGUCCAAAGCCAUAGCUUUGCUCUCGUACAACAACUACAACUUGAACAACUCAGUGCUCGCAUAUUUUGAUAAAGGAUUCGCUUUGCCUGAGCCUGAACCAGAGCCCACGGAGAACAUUUCGCUGCAAGUAGAAUCAAGCAGUGAUUUCUUUGCUACAGGACUAGAACGGUUCGAUGAGAGAAACUAUAGUAAUUUGCAGGGCGAUUUUGCCAUGGUCCACGUGUUGCCGAGAUUGGCCAAAGCACCCAGAAUCUCCACCAAGUGGCAGCUAGAUUUGGGCAUACAUAUCUCUCGUAAAGCUUUCAAAAGCACGGAGGAGAAAGAUCUACUUACAGAACAUCCGAAGCCCAAGAAACUGACAUUCCUUUGGAUAAUCUUUCUUCUCGUUCCAAAGACGCUUUCUUUCCUAUACUCGGCAUUUCGCUAUCUAUUCGGGCUCAAUCUAUCCAUUGGGUAUGACGGUGCACCCAAUUCAAAAUUUGAUUUCGAAGCCCAACAGGAAUUCCACUUUCUCUUGGGGAUACUCUGCGAUGACAGUAGUGUUCAAUUCACGCAAAAGUUGCUUGAAACCCAACGCUUCAAAGAUGUCUUUUCUAAGACGGGACAAUUAAAAGACACUCAACUAUUUGUGAAUAACGUGGAUAAGAGUCCUGAAGCUUUCGAAGUAGCGUCUACAUACAACUGCCGCAAACUCCCUUUUAUUUUCUUAAUCGGCAAUGUAUCAAAGGAUCCAUCGGUGAUGUCCUCAAUGUCGAUAAUAUACAAGGCGAAUUGUAUCCUUGGCGAUGAUGAGGAACAAGCAGCGUUGAUCAGAAAAACGGUCAAUAGUCUUUGUAAGAUUUCAAACGACUAUAACCCACAACUUGUCACUAAGCGCUUUGACAAACAAGAAAUAGAAAUGAGCCGCAUUAUAAAAGAAAAACAAGACGAGGCUUAUUUGGAGUCUCUUGAAAACGAUAAGGUUAAAAAGGUUGAGAAAGAAAAUCAACGCUUGCAACAAGAAGCCCAGAUGAAAUUAAAAGCCCUCAGAGAGGGUUUCAUCAAGUAUCUUCAUGAUACAAAGUACUUCGAAGGUCGGGUGGAUGGUGUGCCAGCAAGCAAUCUUAUAAGAAUUUCCAUUAAGCUACCGGAUGGAAGAAGAAUCUUGCAAAAGUUUCCCAAAGAAGGUGCCAUGGGUGAGAUUUACUUGUUUGUGGAAACUCUUUUAAUUGAUGAACAGGAAGUAAAAGAAAUUGAACCAAUGCAAAUGAGCGUGCCUGAAUUCCUUGAUCAGUUUAAGUUUUCCUUCGAGUUGUUCAAGCCGCUUCCCAAAUAUUGUUUGCCCAGUUCUACAGAGACGAUACAGGAUUUUGGUAAUCUUGGUUCUGGAGACAAUGUAUUGUUCGAGUAUGUUGAUUGUGAAGACAAAGACAUGGAUAUCGUUUGAAUCAAGCAUGAAAAUACGGGAUCAUGUUUUCCUCUUAGUCGAAGAUAGUGGUAGAUUAUGUACUUUAUAUGGCUCAUGUAUUAUAACAAUAUUACGAGCUAUGCGCCCCUCUAACUAAAGUUGCUAGAACAACUCUUAUCACGUGUGAUGCCUACCUGCUACAUGAAAUGGGUAUGAAGAGUCUCUUAGAUGUUUUAUGAAGUG
This is a messenger RNA of Metschnikowia bicuspidata var. bicuspidata NRRL YB-4993, 1716 nucleotides long. RefSeq lists its product as uncharacterized. Gene Ontology annotation, molecular function: ubiquitin binding. The coding region runs from base 1 to 1512 and encodes 503 amino acids. The transcript has 2 exons. The record is from RefSeq and is a predicted model, not a curated record. Gene Ontology annotation, cellular component: endoplasmic reticulum. NCBI's taxonomy places the organism in Eukaryota, Fungi, Ascomycota, Pichiomycetes, Serinales, Metschnikowiaceae.